This is a messenger RNA of Drosophila albomicans, 944 nucleotides long. RefSeq names its product tubulin polymerization-promoting protein homolog (gene ringer). The record is from RefSeq and is a predicted model, not a curated record. The transcript has 3 exons. Gene Ontology annotation, molecular function: tubulin binding. Bases 143 to 748 code for a protein of 201 amino acids. Gene Ontology annotation, biological process: positive regulation of protein polymerization; microtubule bundle formation; microtubule polymerization. Gene Ontology annotation, cellular component: microtubule. NCBI's taxonomy places the organism in Eukaryota, Metazoa, Arthropoda, Insecta, Diptera, Drosophilidae.
CAUCGGCAUAAAGAGUUUCUGCUUCGACUAGAUAAGCAAUAUCAAUAUCAAGUAUACGCCUCUUUGGUGGGCAUGCCGCAGUCAGAGUUAAGCGAUUAAAGUUAUAACAAUAAUCAGAUAGCCAAGUUCAAAACAAAACGCAAUGUUAUUGAGUGUCGUCAGUCACAGAGCCAGCAUGUCGGAGGCAGCAGAAAAUGGCAGCAGUGCGGCAGCAACUGAGGCACCAGCCGCCGAGCUGGCCGAGUUGGCGCUGGAGGAGACACCAAAGGUGACAUUCUCGGAUCAGUUCAAGGCCUUCUCGAAAUUCGGUGAUACCAAGUCCGAUGGCAAACUGAUAACGCUGUCGCAGAGCGAUAAGUGGAUGAAGCAGGCGAAAGUGAUCGAUAAACAGAUCACAACCACCGACACUGGCAUUCACUUUAAGAAGUUUAAGGCCAUGAAGAUUUCGCUGCCGGACUACAACAAAUUCCUCGACGAUUUGGCCAAGACGAAAAAGGUUGAGCUGGCGACGAUCAAGUCGAAGAUGGCGGGUUGUGGUGCUCCAGGCGUGAUUUCCGCUUCGGCUGGCAAGGCUGCUGCUACUGUGGAUCGGUUGACGGACACCAGCAAGUACACCGGCUCCCAUAAGGAGCGCUUUGAUGCCACUGGCAAAGGUAAAGGCAUCGCCGGACGUCGGAAUCUGGUCGAUGAUUCGGGCUAUGUUAGCGGCUAUCAGCACAAGGAUACCUACGAUGGUGCCCAAAAGUAAUUCCUUCAAUUGUCCUGUCCCACUGCUUCCCAGUGUUUUUCUGUGUGUCUCAUCUACUUCAGAUCUUUUAGCUAAUUUAUUAUGUGUUUUUAAUGGUAGCACCAGUUAUUUUCCUCUAUGUUUCAUUUCCCUUGCUAUCUAAUCUAAGUUGUGCUUAAGUGAUUUACUUUAAAAAUAAAUUAAUAAUAUUACAAAA